Messenger RNA from Encephalitozoon intestinalis ATCC 50506, 2004 nucleotides. Its product is annotated as HrpA-like helicase. Gene Ontology annotation, molecular function: ATP binding; RNA binding. Gene Ontology annotation, cellular component: intracellular anatomical structure. The record is from RefSeq and is a predicted model, not a curated record. Bases 1 to 2004 code for a protein of 667 amino acids. The transcript has a single exon. Lineage: Eukaryota; Fungi; Microsporidia; Unikaryonidae.
AUGGAAGAAAGAACGGUGUUCAAAGGGAUGGAAACAGAAAUACGCAUCAAUCGAGAGAUUCCUCCAGAACUGUUUCCCCUAGCCAAAGACAAGAAGGACUCCAUAGCAGAGGAGGAAAUAAUGGACUUGCUAAUAAGUACGGAGAAGAAGGAGGAGAGAUCUGGAGAAGAGAGUGUUAAAGAUAAGAUGGGGGAGAUUUUCUCGAAGCUUGAAAAGAGCCAAGUUCUGUUGAUUGAAGGAGACACAGGAUGUGGGAAGACAACGAAAGUCCCGAGAUAUCUUCUUGAGAGAUACAAGAGCAUAGUGUGCACGCAGCCCAGAAGGAUUGCAGCUGUAAGUGUUGCCAAGAAGGUUGCCCAGGAUAUGAAUGUGAAGAUAGGGAUGGAGGUUGGAUACUCUGUAAGAUUUAACGAUGUAUCGAGUAAGAAAACGAGGCUUAAAUAUGCUACAGACGGGAUUUUGCUUCGGGAGAUAGUCAGUGAUAAAUGCCUCAAUAGAUAUGAUGUUGUGAUUAUCGACGAGGCACAUGAAAGAAGUGUCAACAUAGACAUUCUUCUGGGAUAUCUGAAAUCGAUUCUGAGCAAGAGGAAGGAUCUUCGGGUGAUUAUAAUGAGUGCAACGCUAAGCUCUGAGAAGUUUAUUUCGUUUUUUAGAUGCCAAACGGUUGAGAUUCGCCACAGAAUGUUUCCAUUGGAGAUAUUUUUCUUGAAGAAGGCUGGGGCUUUGGAUUAUCUGGACGAAGCUGUGAAGACAGUGGUACAGAUACAUAGGACAGAGGAAGAAGGAGACAUAUUGGUGUUUCUAACGGGAAAGGAGGAGAUCAACAACGGGAGAAACAUCCUUGUAGAGAUCUUAGGGAACGACGCCGAGGUGUAUUGCAUAUACAGCAUGCUUUCACCCGAGGAGCAGGAGCUUGUGUUCAAGAAGACGAAGAAAAGAAAGAUUGUCCUUGCAACAAACAUUGCGGAGACAUCGAUAACCAUUGAGGGUAUAAAAUAUGUUGUGGACUGCGGGCGAGCCAAGCAGAUGAGAUACUCUGGGGCCUUUGGAAUGGACAUCUUGGAGGUGGCAUGGAUAUCGAAGGCACAGGCCAAGCAGAGGGCAGGGAGAGCAGGGAGAACCCAGGAAGGAAAGGUGUUUCGGUUAUACUCCAAAGAGGAAUUCCAAGAGAUGAGCGAGAAUACAAUACCAGAGAUUUUCUGCUGCAAUCUUGCCAAGGCAGUGCUUGAACUGAAGUCGAUUGGAGUGAAUGACAUAGUGAACUUCGACCUUAUAGAUAAGCCCGAUACCUCGAAUGUGAGGAAGGCCCUAGAGUUGCUGUACUACCUCAAGGCCAUAGGAGGAGAUGGAAAGAUAACACCGAUUGGAGCCAGAGCCUCGAAAAUCCCUCUAGAGCCGGAGCUAGCGAUUUCCCUGAUUGUAUCUUCGGAUCUGGGGUGCCUUGAGGAUGUUUCAAUCAUUGCAGCCAUGCUAAGUGUGGGAAACAUAUGGCUGGACAUUCCAAAGUACAGCCAAUCUCACAAGGCGUUUUUGGAUGCAAAGUCAUUGUAUUUUGAUAGAAGAGGAGACCAUUUCUCGUUUCUUAAGAUAUAUAGGAUGUGGGAAAGAACUGGAUUCAAGAUAUCACAUCUCAAGAGAUCAUUUCUAAAUGUUAGAGCAAUGCUUCAGACAGUGAAGAUAAAGAAGCAACUAUGUUCCAUGUUCAAUGGGCCAUGCAAGUCUGAUGAAAGUAAGAUUGUUCUGUCGUUCUGUGCAGGAUAUUUCAUGAACGUUGCAAAGCUUGUCGAGGGAUCCUCGUAUGUCUCUAUAUUCAACGAUACACAGUUCUUUGUCCAUAACACAAGCUGCAUGUCGAGAAAACGUGCAAAGUACAUUUUAUACCACAGCCUAUGCAGGACAGGGAGAGAGUUUGUAAGAUGCUGUGUGGAGGUGACUCUGGAAGAUCUGCUCAAGGGGGCUAACCACAUGUUCAGCAAGGUUGAGAAGGAUUUGGAUAGAUGCUGA